GCAAUAAAAUGAUGGCCGGACUGUGCAACUCAAAAGUUCGAAGGUGCUAGAAGAAAAACCAACGGGGAGGAAAACGUCCCAUUACGUGCGGGCAUCAAAUUUGUGCUGAAGUACAUAAAACACAACUUAAAAACUUAAAUGGAUUUACCACAACAUGACGAGAAUCAGAAAUGUAGAUAAGGAUGAUGAACAAUAUACAAGGGCACGUGUACCAAGUUGAGUAAAAUACUCAUUCAUUUCCAAGGGGUAAGCACAGAACAGCCCAACAGGAUGCAAUCUUCGUAGCAUUCAUGGAACGACAUCCAAUCAUCUCUAAAAAUUAUCUUAAAGGCGACAAGCAAGCGGCGGAGGCAGCGUGGAAAAGAUUGUCAAAUGAGCUAAAUAGUGUCGGUCCCCCUGUCAAGGAGGCCAGCGAAUGGAAACGGGUUUGGAAAGACUGGAAAAGUUGCAUUCGAAAAAAAAUUACUAAUAAUCGGCUAGAGAACUCUAAGGCUACUGGUAAAGGAUCGCUAUACCAAGAUACUCUUACUCCCCUGGAGGAUGCAGUUGCUGUAAUCUGCGACCUGUACGAUAUGGCAGACACCAUCGCCGAGGGCUGCCCCAAGGAUCAAACUGAAAUGGCCCACGGAGUUUCUUUGAAAUUCAUAAAAACUGACCAAGACGAUUCCAGGGUGAAAGAUAAUCAAUACUAUAAGGAUGAAGAUUGCUCUAUCAAUAUUAGACGUUUUGGUGGUCAGUUAGAGCAUAGCGCUAACACUUCACAGACUACCUCUAAAAAACGAAAGCGGUUUAAAGAAACUGCUUUAGAAAUUGAACAGGAACGUUCUGUUCCGGUCCUCUUGGGUAUAGCAAGGGAGCUGAGUGACUUAAAUAGACAAUCCCGCUUAAACGCCCAGCGAACUAAAGCUAACACGGAAGCAUUAUUGGCUUUGAGUACGCAGAUAGCCGAUUUAAUGCAGCAGCAGUUAAAAGAGCGUAAGCGUCUUAACGCCAUAAUAGAGAAAUUUGUACUUAAAAUGGAAUCCUCAGAUUAGAGCCAAUAUAAAAACUCCACAUUAUGGAUUACAAUUAAUCAUAAAUAUCCUAUAUUUC
This is a messenger RNA of Drosophila melanogaster (fruit fly), 1092 nucleotides long. RefSeq lists its product as uncharacterized. Bases 291 to 1034 code for a protein of 247 amino acids. Lineage: Eukaryota; Metazoa; Arthropoda; Insecta; Diptera; Drosophilidae. The record is from RefSeq and is marked reviewed. The transcript is spliced from 4 exons.